Messenger RNA from Colletotrichum graminicola M1.001, 1638 nucleotides. Its product is annotated as F-box domain-containing protein. The record is from RefSeq and is a predicted model, not a curated record. NCBI's taxonomy places the organism in Eukaryota, Fungi, Ascomycota, Sordariomycetes, Glomerellales, Glomerellaceae. Gene Ontology annotation, molecular function: protein binding. The transcript is spliced from 2 exons. The coding region runs from base 1 to 1638 and encodes 545 amino acids.
AUGGAUCCGCCUCACAUAACCGAGUUCGCUUCCGAGCGCUACUUCAGUAAACUUAGCCAACUCAGCGAGUCUCCCACGACCCAUGAUGCUCAGCAUAACCAUCAACUACGCGAUCCUCCACUACUUCCUCCGCAACCUUUUUCUACGCCACCGCUUCCCUCCCACACGGCGCCGCCUUCUUCCUUCAUUCUCCCACUUCGUACAUCGAAAGCGAAUGAAUCCGAAGUCGAUUUCCCUCGCUCGUCAGACCAGAAACGCCCCGAGAAAAGCCGUUUGUUUAGUCUUCGAUCCAAGGUUUCGAUUCUUCACGCCAAGUCUUCUACAUCACAAACCGACCCGCACGAACCUACUGCAGGGUUUCUCAGGCCCAAGACACAAUCUUUCGGCCAGUUAUUCCUUGCCCUACCCACCGAACUUCAGAUUCAGGUCAUCUCCUCCCUACCACUUACCGAUGUGCUCAACCUUCGCCGAGUCUCGAAAUCUUGGCAUGCCAUUGUCACGUUGAACGAAGCCCCUAUUGUUCGGCACCAUCUAGAGCGACAUAUCCCGGCAUAUGCCCUGCGUUUAUAUCCAUCGAACGACCCUAGCAGCGCUAACUUUCAUCACCUAUGCGGUCUGUGGCACCGCCUACAUGUUGCGGCUAAACUCUCAUUUCUCAUGUGUGAGUGGAUCACAAAAGAGAUUUUCCUGAGGACGACAGAAGUGCAACGUCUCGAAUUCGCGCCGCAGCGGGAACGCAUGCGCCGGCGCCUCAUUCCGCUAUUAUUUACCGUGUUUCAUUUCUUCGAAACCUACCGAAAGCUACAUCUACAGCAUAUCCUCGACCACAACGGCCACGGCUUGCUACAAGUGCCCUAUACACUAAAUCCUAUCGAGGUUGAAAUCAUGAACAUGUACGACGAUCAGACGCUUCUGCGCGUUCACCAAGUCUUUCCGCUCAUCAUCUCUUCUUUCUGCCGAAGAUUGCGUCCACCAUCAUAUGCCGGUCGUGUCGAACGAUCUCUUAGGGGUUACUUGAAAGAAAGGCCUUCAGACGAAGUCCAUGUUGCCAUUCUAUGCGUUGGUGGUUUGCGACAAGUGGAAAGGCUUUGGGAGAUCAAAGGAUACAACAGCAGGAGGGGAGCGGUUGAUACCUGGUACAAUUCGAUUGCAAAAGAUUCGACCGAACCAACCGUCAAACAACGACGGAGUAUCAUUGGUCUGAGCCGUAAAAAGUCGACAGUGUCUGUUAAGGACUCGUCCAAAUCGACCCAACAAGAAGGGUUUCCAGCACGUCGCGGUUCAAGGACAUCUCUUGAAGAUCCCGUCGAUCCCUACGAUACGAACUUGGUCUUCAACACUAGCCUGGCGGCCGGUAUGCCUAUGGGGCCAUUGGGGCGCGAGCAUGUCCGUCACAUACUUGCGGACUUGCCUAGUCUGCAGGAAAUCUGGCUGAAGACAGCCGAGGCUAUGAUCUUAGAGAGAGGUAUUGUGGAGCGUACUCAAGACAUUAAGCGCAAUGCACAAGUCAUGUUGGAGCUGAUCCGCGAUGACGGGAUGGAUGAGGAGGACGAGUGGUGGUAUGGGCGUAGUACCCCUGAGUCCAUUCGCCCUCCGCUCGAGGCGAUAGACGAGGACCCUAUGGACAGCGGCACAUGA